AUGAACGCACUAUUGGUAUCUAGCUAUCGUCAAGUCAAAAGAGAUGAUUUCUGCGUCACUAAAAGAGAGUACGAGGAAUUGGUUGAAGAGUUGUUGGAUGUGACUUGCGAUGAAUAUAGAAAACGACUUGCUGUUUAUCUAACAGAAGUAGAAAGGCUAACAUCACAAUCACUAGGGAUGAUAAGAGAUAAUCUGAACUUCGUGCAAGAUUUGCACUCUCAGUAUGUACCAGAGCUCAAGCAAGAUACAUACUACGAUGUUGCUCUGAAGAAUAUAGAAGCAGAAAUGGAAAAAAUGUUCAAACCUUUUGAAGAAGUGAAGACAUUUGAGUUCACAUCGAAGCCACUCAAUCUACGUGAGAGUAAGAUCAUUCAGAACCAAAUAGACUUAUUGGAGAAGGAGAUCAAAGAAAAGAAAGAAGAAGUGAGAAUGCUGAAAGAGAUCGUAGAGAAAGAGAAAUCUGCUUAUAAGGUAUCACUUUCUGCUAACUUCGUCAACCACUCUUCUUCAGGGUCUGAAAGAGCGUUCGAGCAAUGGUAA
Messenger RNA from Auanema sp. JU1783, 540 nucleotides. Lineage: Eukaryota; Metazoa; Nematoda; Chromadorea; Rhabditida; Rhabditidae. The record is from the annotation of a GenBank genome assembly.